AUGGCUCCAUCAAGACCCACUACUCCAAUUGGGGAUAGAAGAAGAAGUGGACGUUACCUGAGAAGAUCUUCAGGAAUAGCAUUACCUUCACAAUCACCUAGACAUUUUCCAAUUGAAGUAGAUAAUUUACCAACUGAUUCUACAGACAUACUCAAUAAAUUCAAAAAUAUAGCAGAUUCAAUGGAUGAUUUAUGUGUAAAUAUGAAAGAUUUGAAUCAUAUUCAUAAUGCUAUUUCUGGACAAUUUAAUGAAUCAUUUGCAAGUUUUUUAUAUGGUUUAUCAUUAACAAUGUGGUGUGUUUCAUUACCUAAAUGUCCUUCCAAAAAGGCAUGGCAAAGAUUACAAUUAAGGAAAAGAAAAAGAGAAAAAAUUCAAGAAUUAAAAACAAAAUUAAUUGAAGCUGAAAAAUUAAAUGGUGAAUUGAAAAAUAAAUUAGCUGAAGAAUCAAAACUGUUUAUUAGACCAAGAUCUCAACAGGGAACUAAUACUAUUCAAUUAAGUAAUAAUAAACGGUUGAAAUUUAAUAAUGAAAAUGUCAAUAAUACAUCUAUUCCGUAUCAACGACUGCAUAAUAUUCCUUCACGUAUUCCACAACCUAUUCAAUCAAAUCAAACACAACAACAGAAACAAUUUCAAAAUAAACGAACUCCAAAUUUGAAUCAACCUCCAAGGUAUAUGCGUGGCUUAUUUAAUGAAAAUAUUAAUCAAUCACAACCAACGACACAAACGAAAAGUAUCAACAAGCCUAUAAGUCAAAGACCUCCAUUUAAGUAA
Lodderomyces pseudojiufengensis is the source of this 774-nucleotide messenger RNA. RefSeq names its product Dam1p (gene DAM1). Lineage: Eukaryota; Fungi; Ascomycota; Pichiomycetes; Serinales; Debaryomycetaceae. The transcript has a single exon. Gene Ontology annotation, biological process: mitotic sister chromatid biorientation. The record is from RefSeq and is a predicted model, not a curated record. Bases 1 to 774 code for a protein of 257 amino acids. Gene Ontology annotation, cellular component: DASH complex; mitotic spindle polar microtubule; mitotic spindle pole body.